AUUUAAUGGCGUCAGCAAAGAAGGCGACAAGCUUGUGCAACCGGAUCUUGCAAAACUUCUGGAAGACAUUUCAAAGAAAGGCGCAGAACAUUUCUACACUGAAGUCGGCAAAGAUAUUGUCAGCGGCCUUGGAACAGAUGCCGUGUUGACCAAGGACGACUUCAAAAACUACAAACCUACCUGGUCUCUGCCAGUGGAGUCAAAAUAUUUUGUCUACAGGUUUUACGCUCCACCGUUUCCAUCCAGUGGUGUGUUGUUCCUCGCAGCGAUUCCAACAGGAGUGCUCAAACUUUCACAGACGCUGAAGCAAGGUGAAGGUAAACUUUCUGAACUCGAAGAACGUCUUUUUGAGAGCAUAGACUCCACCAAAUUGAAGAAGAGAAUGAGCAGCGUGCUUGCAAAGUUACCAGACAUCGAUGCAGAAGCACCCGACAAAGGCUUUCCGGAGCUUGUGAAAGAAAUACAGGACAGCGUUUCGUCUCGAAAGACGACUACGAACUCACUGCACAAGAUUGUUCCAGACUACGGGGGUGUCCACCUGUCCAUAAUCAAGGGUUUCGAAGCCGUGACUAUCAUAUCCGGCAUCAACGAACCGUUUGGAAGCAAGAAGGCUUCAGUACCAGGCCUUAUCAUGAACAACUACAUGAGCGCGUUCGCAACGACAGCCGGUGUCCCAAAUGCACUGAAAAGCGGCAGCCAGCCCAGGACAUCCAUGGUCGCCGUGUUCGCCAAGCACAAAGACGAGCGAGUCCUCCGCAUGCAGGCGGGGGCCGGAGGAGGAUUACCUGGAAUGUGGGCUUUGGCUGAGGUCCUAAACUGCAUCUAUGAUCACAAUGUUUCUUCCUGCGUCCGGUCGGCGACUAGAACCCUUCCCACACCUGCCAUGACCUCAGACAAGGAUCCCGACAUUGAGCCCACGGCGAGUGGAAUAUUCGCCAAGCAGCCCCUUGUGUCCUGGCUCGCCCCGAACGACAAUGUGCACUGCGAUGGCACCAGUGACGGUGUGAAAGCAACUCUGGCGAUGAAGUUGGACUACUGCAAGAGGACCGAAAAUUGUGGCAUAUAGUGCCUGUAAUACAAAUAACAUGCUACAAAGGCGCAAAAAUAAAAUAACAGAGAGAGAGAAAGA
Messenger RNA from Dermacentor andersoni, 1129 nucleotides. RefSeq names its product glutathione hydrolase 1 proenzyme-like. Gene Ontology annotation, biological process: glutathione catabolic process. Gene Ontology annotation, molecular function: glutathione gamma-glutamate hydrolase. The record is from RefSeq and is a predicted model, not a curated record. NCBI's taxonomy places the organism in Eukaryota, Metazoa, Arthropoda, Arachnida, Ixodida, Ixodidae. Gene Ontology annotation, cellular component: plasma membrane.